AUGCAGAACCUAAAGCUAGAGAGGGAAACAAUAAAAGGAUCCCUGAAAAAAGUUUUUAGAGAUAUUGAAGAGGUGAAUCCCAGUGACGAGAAGACAAUACAAAGACUCCUGCAACAAGUUAAUGAUAAAGCAGAGCGAGUAUUUCUUCUAGACAACAGCAUAAAAGACAUUCUAUUUGCAGAAGAAACCAGCACGGAAACUAUUAGCAAGGAAUUAAAUGAUGAAGAGAACUUUCGUGACGAGGUAGGAAAAUUUAGAAUAGAAUGUGAAUACUUGAUCAAAAAUUUACAAACUUUGAAAGAUCAAGAAAAUAAAGGUACAAAAAAUGAAAAACCUGUCAAAAAUUUACAUCUGCCAAAACUUGAAAUAAAGAAAUAUGAUGGAAAUGUCAAAAAUUGGAUAAAUUUUUGGGGCCAGUUUAGAAAAAUCGAUGAAGACGCAGACCUUCCAAACGAAGACAAGUUCCAAUACCUGAUCCAAUCAACAGAAGAUGGCACGCCAGCCAGAAGCCUUGUCGAAAGCUUCCCACCUUCCGCUGAAAAUUAUAAAAUAGCCAUUGACCAACUGAAAAAUAGAUUCGCAAGGGACGAAAUUUUAAUUGAGGUAUACGUUAGGGAGUUAUUAAAUUUAAUUCUAAAUCAACAAACCUCAAAGGAGGACCCAGGUAUGGCUUUAUCUACUUUGUAUGAUAGGUUGGAGACUCAGCUUAGGGCUUUGGGAACACUAGGUGUUACUAGCGAUAAGUAUGCAGCGAUGCUUUUGCCACUUGUUGAAUCCGCGCUACCUUAUGAGUUGCUUAAAAUUUGGGAAAGAAAUAGGGCUUCUAAUAAUUUAAAAUUUAAUAAUGAGUUGCAGGUUCUACUAGAGUUCCUGAAAACAGAAGUGGAGGCCGAAGAGCGUGUAAAACUUGCUCAGUCUAGUUUCACAGUUCCAAAAAGUAUUGACGAUAAGUAUACUGUAGAAACCUUACAUACAGAGAGUUUAAAAACCAAGGGUAAGCAAAAGUUUUCUUGUAUUUUUUGCGAAAGCAAUACACAUGCCAGUCAGGACUGCAUUAAAGCUCAGAAAAUGACUUUAGAGCAGAAAAAAUCCAUUAUAAGUAAAAAACGGAGUUGUUUUUCAUGUUUAAAGCAGUUUCACAAUUUUCGGACAUGCAAAACAACUGUCAAAUGUAUAACAUGCGCUCGCAAGCAUUUUACAUUAAUGUGUCCUGAUUUGCAUGAAAAAGAAAACAAAAAUAGAGAUUUGCAAAAAUCAGAAUCUUUAGAAAAUACAUUAACAACUGUCGCUUCUGAAACUUUACUGCAAACGAUCAAUGUUAGGGUUAUUUCUGAUAAUAAAAGGUCAAUGACAGUAAGGGCACUGCUAGAUUCGGGUUCGCAACGUUCCUAUAUAACUACAAAAUGCGUGGAAGAUUUAGGGUUAACUAAAAUUGGACAAGAAAAUAUAGUUCAAGGUGUUUUUGGUGGGUUGCAGGGAGCUCCAAAGAUUCAUCGUUUGUUUAAGGCAGGUAUAGAAAAUUUAGAAAAUUAA
Messenger RNA from Diabrotica virgifera virgifera (western corn rootworm), 1533 nucleotides. RefSeq lists its product as uncharacterized. The record is from RefSeq and is a predicted model, not a curated record. NCBI's taxonomy places the organism in Eukaryota, Metazoa, Arthropoda, Insecta, Coleoptera, Chrysomelidae. The transcript has a single exon. Gene Ontology annotation, biological process: proteolysis. Bases 1 to 1533 code for a protein of 510 amino acids. Gene Ontology annotation, molecular function: aspartic-type endopeptidase activity.